Actinia tenebrosa (Australian red waratah sea anemone) is the source of this 584-nucleotide messenger RNA. RefSeq names its product serine protease HTRA2, mitochondrial. Gene Ontology annotation, biological process: programmed cell death; positive regulation of apoptotic process; proteolysis. Gene Ontology annotation, molecular function: serine-type endopeptidase activity; protein binding. NCBI's taxonomy places the organism in Eukaryota, Metazoa, Cnidaria, Anthozoa, Actiniaria, Actiniidae. The record is from RefSeq and is a predicted model, not a curated record.
GGAACAAAAUUUCCUACAAUAAAACUAGGCUCAUCUUCAUCAUUAAGACCAGGAGAAUGGGUGAUAGCUAUGGGUAGUCCUUUGACGCUGAGCAAUACAAUAACAGCAGGUAUAGUCAGUACAGUACACAGAGGAGGAGAGGAACUGGGUCUGCCAAACAGGGACAUGGAAUACAUCCAGACUGAUGCUGCUAUCAAUGUUGGGAACUCUGGUGGACCCCUAGUUAACCUGGAUGGUCAAGUUAUUGGCAUCAAUGCAAUCACAGUCAAGUUUGCUUCAGGAAUUUCUUUCGCGAUUCCAAUUGAUGAGGUGAAGGAUUUCCUCAAAGGUGCUCAGGAAAAGAAAAGGUUGAUGAAAAGUGGCACAAACCAAAGAGCUCUUGGUCCAAGACAGCGCUGGUACAUUGGAAUCAACAUGCUCACUCUGUUACCUCAUAUCUUGGAGGAACUACAACUACGAGAUUCCACAUUCAAUAACCUUAAAGGUGGAGUCUUCAUUGCUGGUGUUAAUUACAGCUCACCUGCACACAUGUAUACAAUAUAUUUUUGUGAGUGUCUCACUAAUCCAUAGGAGACCCAACAACA